This is a messenger RNA of Zychaea mexicana, 714 nucleotides long. Its product is annotated as RlpA-like double-psi beta-barrel-protein domain-containing protein-containing protein. The record is from RefSeq and is a predicted model, not a curated record. The transcript is spliced from 5 exons. NCBI's taxonomy places the organism in Eukaryota, Fungi, Mucoromycota, Mucoromycetes, Mucorales, Lichtheimiaceae. Bases 1 to 714 code for a protein of 237 amino acids.
AUGAGCGAGCUCGAUCCUAAUUUCGAGCACAAUCCUCGAGCAUCGCGUUUGACGAGUCGCAGCAGCUAUCUCGGAGGAGGGGUAGAAGCUCCCCCGGCUGUCAAUGACAGUAGUUCGAGCAGCAUACCCAAUUCACAAGCCUACCAUAACCUUGAAAACGAAAAAGAUCUGCCGCAUUUACUGCCUACAACGAUUUGGACUCGCUUCGUCGAUCGCUACCGUUUUGGUAAACUAAUACUUGUCGGUGCAGGCAUGUUCGGCGUGAUUGCCGUAAUGCUAAUCGUCCUAGGCACUUUGGACGUGUUGCGGAAUCGCACCUAUCGCUCAACGCUGGGAAUUUCUGUUGGAGGAACAAAGUAUGAGGGUGAUAGCUGGGGAACGGUUUCAGCUGGGCAUUUUGAUAUGGGUGGCAAAGGCGAUGGCACUUAUUACGAUCCGGGAGUCGGGAUUCUUGCUUGCGGGACAAGCUAUACUGCUCAAGAUAUGGUGCUGGCGCUGAACUACAUUGAUUAUGGAGAAUAUGCGAAUCCCAAUGAAAGCCCGGUCUGCGGUGCAUGCAUCAAAGUAACGGGUCCUUUGGGCACGGCAGAGGCUACUAUCCAGGAUAAGUGCCCUGGCUGUGGACAAGGGUCUUUGGAUCUCUCUCCUGCAGUGUUUGAUCAAGUUGGCGAUUUCAACGAAGGAAGGAUCCCAGUAUCAUGGGAGCCGUGUUAA